GCCCCUAUGACAGAUGCUUCACAUUCAGUUAUACCUCUGGGUGGAAGUUGUCCUCCUAUUAAAGUGAAAAUGGAGCCAAGCGGAGAUUCUGGAAUUUCUUUGGAAACGGCAACGGUACCAGUGAAGGGGGAAUCAGAUGACCCUGACUACUGUAGAUUUAAUAUCCUAGAAGGCCCUUCCAAGACAUCAGACAUGGAUGAAAAAUCUGGUCUUGCAAAAAGUUACACAGGUAGAUCUUUUAGUUGUAUUUUUCUUGUUUUGGAAAUUGAAUAUGUGAACCCUUGAUUUGCAAUAAG
This is a messenger RNA of Corapipo altera (White-ruffed manakin), 296 nucleotides long. RefSeq names its product general transcription factor II-I-like. The record is from RefSeq and is a predicted model, not a curated record. The coding region runs from base 7 to 285 and encodes 92 amino acids. The transcript has 4 exons. Lineage: Eukaryota; Metazoa; Chordata; Aves; Passeriformes; Pipridae.